Molecule: messenger RNA, 3917 nt
Organism: Bufo gargarizans (Asiatic toad)
Lineage: Eukaryota; Metazoa; Chordata; Amphibia; Anura; Bufonidae
Gene: CLIP3
Product: CAP-Gly domain containing linker protein 3
Exons: 14
Coding region: 190-1794 (534 amino acids)
Biological process (GO): cytoplasmic microtubule organization
Cellular component (GO): microtubule plus-end; nucleus; cytoplasm
Molecular function (GO): microtubule plus-end binding
Source: RefSeq, a predicted model, not a curated record
CCCAGUGACGCAGGACGGAAAGAAAAAAACAACACGGGAGCAGCAGCCCCAGGACACUAAUCCCACCAAAAUCCACAGCUCCCAGGAUUCAGCCUUAGGACCACAGGACGCCUGGUAGCGACCGGCAGGACCAGCAUCAGGUGGAUCAGGACCAAGGACAGCAGCCUCUGCCAGAGCAAGGCCUGAAUUAUGACCAGGGAGGACCCCCCAGAUUGUGCGCCCGAGGAGAACCAGCGUCCCAUUGAUUUCCAGAGUCCAAUCCUAGAAAAACGGAAAAGACCAGUGGUUCACCCCUCAGCCCCGGCUCCUCUCCCUAAGGAUUAUGCUUUCACAUUCUUCGAUCCCAAUGACCCUGCGUGCCAGGAAAUCUUGUUGGACCCCCAAACUAGUAUUCCUGAACUCUUUGCAAUUAUCAGGCAAUGGGUGCCACAGGUCCAGCACAAGGUAGAUGUGAUCGGCAGUGAGAUCUUAAAAAGGGGCUGUCAUGUGAAUGACAGGGAUGGGCUCACAGACAUGACGUUAUUACACUAUGCGUGUAAAGCUGGGGCACAUGGUGUCGGAGACCCCACGGCCGCUGUACGACUGACCAAUCAGCUUCUCCUGCUGGGAGCAGACGUGACCCUGCGCAGCCGCUGGACGAACAUGAACGCCUUGCACUACGCUGCUUAUUUCGACGUUCCCGAACUGCUACGCAUCUUAUUGAAAGCAUCAAAGCCCAAAGUGCUCCAUUCCACCUGCAGCGACUUCAACCAUGGAACCGCUCUGCACAUUGCGGCCUCUAACCUAUGUCUGGGGGCUGUGAAAUGUCUCCUGGAACACGGAGCCAACCCCUCAGUGAGGAACAGUAAAGGCCAGGUUCCUGCUGAAGUGGUUCCUGACCCUAUGGACAUGGGACUAGACAAGGCUGAGUCAGCCAUGAUCGCAAAGGAACUGAAGCAGCUUCUUCAAGACGCUGUGCCUUUGACUUGCAACCUGCCCAAGGUCACACUGCCAAACUAUGACAACAUCCCUGGUAACCUGAUGCUGGCGUCUCUUGGGCUGCGGCUAGGUGACCGGGUACUGCUGGACGCGGAAAAGGCUGGUACGCUACGGUUCUGUGGCACAACCGAAUUUGCCAGCGGUCAGUGGGUAGGAGUGGAGCUGGAUGAGCCAGAGGGAAAGAAUGACGGCAAUGUGGGAGGCAUCCGCUACUUUAUCUGUCCCCCCAAACAUGGAAUUUUUGCUUCAGUGUCCAAAAUCAGUAAGGCUCCAGAUCAGACACCCUCCUCUGUCACCUCAACACCAAAGACCCCGCGAAUGGAUUUCUCCAGAGUCACCGGCAAAGGGAAGAAAGAGAAAAAAGCAACGCAGAAGAAGUCCGUCAGCGUUGGCAGCUUAGACAAAGAGGGGCUCAACAUUGACCUGGGGGACCAGGUGCUCGUAGCUGGGCAGAAACAGGGAGUGGUGCGCUUCUAUGGCAAGACAGACUUUGCGCCAGGAUACUGGUUCGGAGUUGAGUUAGAAAAGCCUACAGGAAAACAUGAUGGGUCUGUGUUCGGGGUCCGGUAUUUCACCUGCUCCCCAAAAUAUGGAGUAUUUGCUCCACCCUCCAGGGUUCAGAGAAUUGGUGGCCCGAAAGAUCCUCAAGUGGAGAGCAAUGCUGUGAAAAAGGUUCACCAAGUUACUAUGUCACAGCCAAAGCGUAACUUCAACACAGUGCGGACACCGAAAGAACUCGCAUCGGAAAAUUCUAUCUCCAGGUUGCUGUUUUGCUGUUGGUUUCCCUGGCUGCUUCGGGCUGAGAUGCAAUCUUAACCCUUUCUCCCAAUCAGCCCUGCAUCUUCUAAAACCCUGUCAUUUGGAGCCACAGACUUCCGCCUCCUUCUGUCUGUGUCUGCAUCCCUUGACUCCCCAGUGCCUUGUCUAAUGUUCCUCUGAAACAGGGGCCCCUCUGUGUGUCACUGUCUGAUUCAGUGCAAAAAUACAUUUCCGGAGGAGGGGGUAAGAAAGUUCCUGCUUCAUACCAGUGAAGGUUUUACUUGCUUCCUUUCUUAACAGAACCUUUAACUGGACACCAAAUGUAGGAACCUACAACGCUAUCCAAGCUUUCUCUAGCUGCCAUUCAUUUUCUAGAGGAAAUAUUAUAACAUGUCAUGGGCCUUUAAUGUCUAAAAACGCCACGAUAAUGUCCACAAUACUACUAAUAGUCAACCAACAUCUACUAACUGGUUCAAUCACCCAUCAAGAUCAUACAAGGUUUGGCCUAAUCUCAAGUACUAGUUGCAGCCCAUGACUAGCAAUUGGUAAUAUCACCUAGGCCAACAACGGUCCACCACAUCUUAUCCUACCUUCAUAAUAAAAAAAGUCCAUGUAUACCAUAUAGUCAUGGUUGGACAUGUAUUCCAUGUGGUUGUCACAUAGUACUUGAGCAAGUCUCUACUGUAUGAUAUUGCUGAGUAAUUUGUGGGGAAAAGUGAAUGUAAUGUAAAGCUAACCUCAAAACCUAGACAUUUGAUGUAUGUAUAUAGCAUGCCCAAACUCUACGGUAUCCAUUUUCUAUAAUCUCUUCUAUAGACAACUCCAUAUCUGUAGGGUACCUUCUAGGACAUUGACCUUGAGACACCACAAACCAUGUUUGUGUGUCAUAUUACGAAGACACCAAUGAGAUUGUCCAUGGAUGAUGGGAGAAAUUGGAUCACAUUAAAAUUCAUUGGUCAUCAUUACUUACAUAGUCUUCCGUUGCUCAAUGUUUCUUUUAUAAUUGAAAUUUGUAAUAGUGGAAGAUGGACCACAGUCACCAGUGUCUUACUCUUGUUCCGUUGGCUCCAGUCCUGUAGUCCUUUGAUACCCAUUGUAUACAUGUACUAUGCCUUAAUGUUGACAUCCCCAUGUAAUGUUCUGAAGAUCUUCUUACAUCUUCAGAUUCUGGUCUUCUUCAUUGGGUGCGAUUUACUGACCCCAUAUUGAAACCAUGAUGAUUUGGUAUCUCCCCAUCCUCCUUAGUUCAGUCAUGAAUGUCUACUAUAGCUUGUCCAUAGUCCAUCAUGUUCAAGUUGAGUAUGAGGUCUGUCCCUUCUUUCCAAGUCCAUGACUUGCUUCCUAUCACCUAGCUCCAUGGCUUCGACAUCUUGAUUGCUUCCUAGCCCCUUGUCUUGAUAAUGUGGCUUAUUUUCUACUGGUGGUGCCUUCCACGUUUUUGGCUACGAUGGUUUCUUAUGUUCUAGUUGUUUUUUUUUCCAUCAUCCUAUCCCUGGCCAGUUUCUUCCUAUCAUCCUCCAGUGUCUUCUUGCAAUAACUUUCACUCUUUUGGGUGAACUGAGUCAAUGUUCUAAAAUCCCAUGAGGCAUGCGACCAAGACGUUGCCAAUUGGAUUUGUCUACCCCACCCUAUUACCCCAUGUAUAACAGGUCACUGCAUGCAGCCCCUCCUCUGUACAUAGUAGCAUGGGGUAUUCUGUGUGCUGUGAGUGGUAAGUAUCUCUGUACAUUGUGCUAUAUAGUGACCAGCACAACCCCACCCGGGGUUCACUGGGUGAAUCAGAGAGGAUCUAUAGAGCGUAUAUACAAAUGGCAGCAUAUACAGACACACCACCAUAUACGGACUGACAUACAGUAAACAAUACAUGCACUGUAGCAGUGGUCUGUAUAGCUAUAUAUAUUCAUACAGUUGGCGUGAAUACCGGUAUACAGAUAUACUGUAUAUAUAUAUUUGGAGGUAUCUAGGACACGUUUGUGAGGAUGUAUUUUAUUCUAUAACCCCCGGGCGGGACAUCACUAAUUUUCUCGUAUAGCGGACCCAACAUGUUUCCCUUGAAACGUGUUCUGGGGCCCCUUGUUAUCCUGCGUAAAAUCUUGUGAUCUGCCUGUAACUUGUGGUCCUAAUAACCCUGUAUACGGGACAUGUGGAUGUAUGUCAGAUAAUAAACUGAUUGAACUACU